Messenger RNA from Hippocampus comes (tiger tail seahorse), 3954 nucleotides. RefSeq names its product aryl hydrocarbon receptor nuclear translocator-like protein 2. The transcript has 18 exons. Gene Ontology annotation, molecular function: protein dimerization activity; DNA-binding transcription factor activity. The record is from RefSeq and is a predicted model, not a curated record. Gene Ontology annotation, cellular component: cytoplasm; nucleus; transcription regulator complex. NCBI's taxonomy places the organism in Eukaryota, Metazoa, Chordata, Actinopteri, Syngnathiformes, Syngnathidae. The coding region runs from base 610 to 2427 and encodes 605 amino acids. Gene Ontology annotation, biological process: regulation of DNA-templated transcription.
UUCGACGAAGCGCCCGAGGCACGUAAACACACGUCCGAGGGGUAUCAGGUUACUCAAAUUAAUUUGGAUAACUCCAAUAAACUUAAAUGCAUCAAGUAUGAACUUUAUCAUGACAGAAAUUUACCGUUUAGGUAAAAAUAAAUAAAGAAACACUUGACAAUGUGUCGCUUUUGGUGCAUAUAAGGCACGUCACAUAAAAAAAAUUAAGGCACGUCACAUAAAAAUAUAAAACGUUCACUUGUGGAAUAAUAUAACAUUAUUAAAUAAUUUCAAAGGCGUUCGUAUGUGAAAUCGUGUUAAAGUAUGAAAUGAAUGACUCCGCUGUGACGUCGUCAAGCCCGGAUGAAUGAAGGCGGAAAUGAAAAAAAAAAAAACCACGGCUGUCCCGUCCCUCACGUUUCUGGCCCUCUCGACCUCGCACACCACUCCGCCUCCUUUGUUAAAAAAAACGCACACACGCAAGAAAGGGUGGGAGGGGAAGACAAAAAUGAAGUCAAUUAUACAAGUCGCCGGCUUUUCGCGGCUCCCUCCUCUCUCGCUCGGCUCCUCCACAUGCGCCGCGGUGCGCCGUAAAGCCUUCACCCGGACAUCGGCUCCUCUCGCUCGGCCAUGUCGGACGGAGGCUCCGGGGGGACCGCGGACCACCUGGCAGGUGGCAACGCGGAGGAGGACGGGCCGAGCCAAGCGAGCGCGUUGCUGCCUGCCGCCGAGCUGCCGAGGAAGCGCAAGGGUGAUGUGGAGGACACGUUGGACACUCUUGUGCACCAAGGUCUUGACUUCCAAAUGGAUGGGGACCUCAGCAGAUCAGAAGAUGAUCAGCAAGCCAAAAUGAAAUGCUUCCGGCAACCUCACCGGCAGAUUGAGAAGCGGCGGCGAGACAAAAUGAACAACCUCAUCGACGAGUUAGCCACCAUGAUCCCCGCCUGUCAGCCCAUGCCACGGAAACUGGACAAACUCACUGUGCUGCGGAAGGCCGUGCAGCAUCUAAAAGCCCUUAAAGUAGGGUCAGGCAGCACCUUCGCUAAUGCCGCCUGUAAGCCUUCCAUCGUUCCUCAUGAUGACCUCAGGCACCUUUUGCUCAGGGUUGCGGACGGUUUCCUGUUAGUUGUGAGUUGUGACCGAGCGAAAAUUUUGUUUAUCUCGGAAUCCGUCUCCAAGAUCCUCAGCUUUAGCAGGGUGGAGCUGACAGGCCAAAGUCUGUUCGACUUCAUCCACCCCAAAGACAUUAGCAAGGUGAAGGAGCAGCUGUCGUCGUCCGAGCUGAACCCGCACCAGCGCCUCAUCGAUGCUGCCACUGGCGCCCCUGUCCACGCGGACGCCCCCGUCACGGCGUCUCACUUGUCCACGGGAGCCAGGCGCUCCUUCUUCUGCCGUAUGAAGCACAACCGGGGGGAGGGAAAGUACAAGGACAAGCGCACACUGCCCACCGCUUCCAAGAAAGACUCGAGCAGAUACUGUACCCUCCACUGCUCCGGGUACAUGCGCAGCUGGCCCAGGAGCGACCUGGACUCAGAGACCGACGGCGAGAAGGUCACCACGGGCCUCACCUGUCUGGUGACAAUGUGCCGCGUGCAGGCCCACGCGUCCCACCAGCCCCCCAAAGACGUCAAAGUCAAGCCCACCAAGUUUGUGACUCGCUGUGCCAUCGACGGCAAGUUCACUUUUGUAGAGCAACAAGCAACGACUGUCAUUGGUUAUCUCCCGCAAGAAAUUUUGGGCACGUCUUGUUACGAGUACUUCCACCAGGAUGACCUGCAACACCUUUCAGAAAAACACAGGCAAGUUCUGCGCAGCAAAGAGAAGCUGGAGACAAAGUGCUACAAGUUCAAAACAAAACACGGUCCCUACGUUUCACUCCAAAGUCAGUGGUUUAGUUUUACGAACCCGUGGACCAAAGAAGUCGAGUUUGUUGUGUCGUUAAACCGGGUUGUCUCUAGGGGGCCCAGUCACACAAAAGAUGAUGAGGCAGCAGGCGGCGCCAAAGGACCUCAGGAAGAAUCAAAACAGUUACCCAUUAUUCCAGGCCUCACGAGCAACGUGGGCAAAAUGAUCUACGCAGGCAGCAUUGGCACACAAAUUGCCAAUGAACUCAUCGAUUCCUACAGGGCAAACUCGUCUCCUUCCAGCGCUGUGUCCAGUCCGUUUGGUGCAGCCCAGAGUGUGCCAGAAUCCCCACAAGCAAGCAGAAGCCUGUCAAGCCAAGAGGAGGAAGCAGGAAGUUCCUCUGAGUCGAAGACGGAAGCAGUCCCCAGCGCUUCGGAAAGUACAGGCGACCCGUCCCAGCAGGACUUGGACAGCAUGCUGGUGCCGGGCCUGAGCAGCUUUAGCAGCGAUGAAGCGGCCAUGGCGGUUAUCAUGAGCUUAAUAGAGACGGACGUAAACAUGGGCCAGUCGGGGGACUUGGACGACUUACACUGGCCCUUCUGAGCCCCCCCCACUUUCACCUCGCUAUCCAACCCACCACGAGCCCCCAAAAAAGUACACCGAAGGACACGUAGGGUCGAAAAACCAUCCCGACUGUUGAGUUCUUUUUAAGGAAAUGGCACUUGGAGUGAAUCUGUCUUCCGGUGGGAUUGAAAGGCAGAUUCCCCCUCCCCCCUCCCCAUUCUGGCUUGACUAUGGUGAAAUUCAACUGAGGACCUGCAGUGCCGCUAGAUGAACAACUUUUGAUUUUUAUUGAAUUUUUUUUUUUUAACACCAUGGCCAUCACCAAAUGUAUUUUUCUUUCCACCUCGUUUUUGGGUGGAGUCAUUCAAGACUCUUUAUGCAUUGUGCAAAUAUGGACCCGAUGCCUCAGGCCUUAAUUUACAGCCCGGACGCCAUCACGACUGCUCUCCCUGUUAAACUGCAAAGCCAAUUCCAUGCCGUUCAGAAGAUAUCCGAUCGAAUUUUAAUCGGCUAAUAUUUUAGGACCUCUUGGUGGCAUAUUCGUUAUUUAACCCAUUGAGGCGCAGUGGUUACGACAGUGGACAGCUUACCACGUUAUCAGGUUACGGGGUGCAGGAAAGGGUUAAUGUCACAUUUUUAUUGAUUGUCACGGCUAUCUACGGGCUAACGCAUUCAAAAUGUGCCUAGCGGCUCACUGUUUGGCUUUGUACCCGGGGAAAAAAUGUAACGAUCUUUCAAAAAUAUCAUAUAUGAAUUGAAUUGACAAAAAUCGGCAGGCAAAUUUACUGGAUGAUAGUACAAAUAAGAUUUACUUAACUGUUGUGAAAAAAAAAAUUUUUUUACUCCACAUUAGUGGCGUGAAAUGAAUUUGAUGACAUCAUAUUUGGUCCUAAUUGGCUUGGCCCCAGUCCACUUUAUGCUAAUUAAAAUUAGCAAUUCAUAUUUUUUUUCUGCUUGAGCAAAAAUUGUAACGCCAUACACCAAGUUAUUAACCGUACGGUAAUAGCGGCCAAAAUCAAAUCCAAAUCUGUAUGAAAUGGAGCUGAAAAGGGCUUUCGGAGCUGGUCUCAAAGACAAAAUACCAAAUGGUGAAUGUGCUUAAAAGAAUGUUUGGAGCCGCUCUCUGUCAAUGACAUAUCAGUUGACUGUAAAGACGAUGCAGUAUUGUGAAGGUUAUUUGCUGGGCGGUUAGAAGAAUGUUUCCACUUCGAAUGCGUCCAUAACAAAACAAAACAAAACAAAAAUCGGUGAUGUACGGGGGGGGGAAAGACUUGAAAGCCUAAUAUGUAUUUAGUAGGACAUUGUUUACUGAGCGUUUUGUCCCACGCGCAGAUCGCCGGUUGAAAGGCACAUUCUCUGUUGUCUGGAUGCGACUUUCCACUUAUUUAAUACCGUUUGUCUGUUGCCGAAUGUCCCGGUACCCACAACAGCCUUUUGUGAACUCACGCGUCGGCCUAUCUCAACUUUUUUGCUACUGAGAAUAUGCAACAUGGUUCCAUGCACAUUUAUUCACUUGAAAUCCUACCAGAGCACACAAGACGAAAGGAGACAUUCGGGGAUGCGAAA